GAGCAGAAUUUAUUGUUCUGACUUUCCAAGUACUUCUCCAAAAUCAGAGGUGAAAGAAUGCCAUUUACAGAAGAAUCACUCUUACGAGUGCACAUUUCAGCCUAUUUUUCUUCUAUCUGGAUAUACCAUGUGGAUAGAGUUUAAGCACGUACUAGGAACUCUUGAAUCCUCACCAACUUGUGUCAUUCCAGCAGAUGUGGUGAAGCCACUUCCUCCCUCCAACGUUAAAGCAGAAAUCACCAGGAAUGUUGGGCUGCUGAAUGUGAGCUGGACAAACCCAAUAUUUGCAAUCAAUGAUCUUAAAUUUCAAAUUCGGUAUGCUGUGAACAGGGAAGAAAUUACAUGGGAGAUGUAUGAAGUUUCAAAUGCACCAACAAGAUCAGCUGUGAUAAAAGUUCACAAGCUUUGCGUUGAGUACAUUGUUCAGAUCCGGUGCAGAGAACUGGAUGGCUCAGGUUCCUGGAGCAACUGGAGCAGAUCAGCCUAUACGCUUGUAAAAGAUAUCAGAGCUCCCUUACACGGCCCUGAAUUUUGGAGAACUAUUAUUGAAGAUCCGUCAAGGAGGCAGAAGAAUGUUACGCUCCUGUGGAAGCCACUGAUGAAGAAUCACUCAUUGUGCAGCGUGAGCCGAUACGUUAUAACGCACCAGACAGCAGGAAACACCACGUGGUCGGAAUAUGUUGAUAAUGGCACUACCUGGUCAUUUCUGUGGACUGAACACACACACACCGUUACCGUUUUAGCCAUGAAUUCAGUUGGAGUUUCUUCAAUUAAUUUUAAUUUAACUCUCUCGCAGCAAAUGAGCACAGUGAAUGUUGUCCAGUCGCUUACCGCCUACCCAGUGAACAGCACUUGUGUGAUUUUGAUUUGGACGCUUUCACCUCAAAUCCAUGUGAUCACGUCUUUUGUUAUUGAAUGGAAGAACCUUAACAAAGAAGAGGAGAUGAAAUGGGUGCGAGUUCCUCCAAAUAUCAGUAAAUAUUAUAUUUAUGAUCACUUUAUUCUGAUUGAGAAGUACCAGUUCAGCCUGUACCCCGUGUUUGCUGGAGGAGUCGGCAAACCCAGAACAACGGAUCAGUUUACCAAAGGUGGAUAUGAAAAUGAGAACAAUGCCAGCAUCUACAUGGUUCUGCCAAUAGUUAUUUCAAGCUCAGUUAUGUUGCUUGGAGGAUUGCUGGUUUCGCACCAAAGAAUGAAGAAACUGUUUUGGGAAGAUGUUCCAAACCCCAAGAACUGCUCCUGGGCGCAAGGAGUUAAUUUUCAGAAGCCUGAAACUUUUGAGCAUCUUUUUAUCAAGCGCCCUGAAGCAAUGUCAUUUGAGCCGCUUCUUCUGGAACCAGAAAUAGUGCUGGAAGACAUCAGUGUUACCAAAGUGUUGAAAGAAGACGCGGAAGAUUUUUUAGUAAUUGAUUCAAUGUUUACAAAAAUUCCAGACUCUGAACAUGACUCUGCCUGUUCUAGCAGCCAUUUCGAUCAGAGCGGCUUCUCUGAGAGCUCCCGCGAUGACCAAAUCAGAGGAGACAGUACAAGGCAGUCUGAUAUUAAAUACGCCAGCGUUAUCAGUAACUGCGGAUCCAGUGGGCUUUGCAAACAGAAAAUGAGCCUAAGAAGUUGUUUGGAUCAACGCUUCCUAGCUGAAGAUCCUUUAGUUACAGGCGCCUUCUCCAGGAGCUCCUGGGAGGUGGGAAACGGGGCGUUCCUCAUAUUAGCUGACCUGCCAGGCGGGCAGCCCAGCAAGACUCUUAUUUCUUCAGAGGGAUUUUCAGAGCCUUCAGAUCAGGAUGAUGCUUUCAGAGACAGAGACAGUCCUGAGCGCAGCCUGUACUACCUAGGGAUAACGUCAUUGGAAAAAGGAGAAAAUGACAUUUUUUUAACAGAAAGUUCCGGGGUGAUGUGUCCGUUCCAUACAACCGAUCUGCUCAAAGACACGGGGUUUUUGCAGCGUACGCCUCCUGAGUUAAAUGCAUUUAUCCAAAGUAGCCUUAAGUAUAAAGCCAUUGUGCCGUAUGUGCCGCAGUUUCAGAUGGCUGCUGCCAAGGGGCAAGAGACCACAGAGAUAGACUCUGAAGCCAUCACAACAUAA
Molecule: messenger RNA, 2083 nt
Organism: Pterocles gutturalis (yellow-throated sandgrouse)
Lineage: Eukaryota; Metazoa; Chordata; Aves; Pterocliformes; Pteroclidae
Gene: LEPR
Product: leptin receptor
Exons: 11
Biological process (GO): cytokine-mediated signaling pathway
Cellular component (GO): membrane; external side of plasma membrane
Molecular function (GO): cytokine receptor activity; protein binding
Source: RefSeq, a predicted model, not a curated record